GGUGCAUACGUUUAUUGUCACAUGACAUUUUGUUUCACCAGUGGAAUGUAGACCAACCGAAAGCAGCAUUUUAUCAUAAACUGAUGUAACAUUAAAUGGAACUAUCAUCUCGGUGACAUGACAGCUUGUCAGGUUGUCACCGCCAUGUCUCUCAGGGGCGACCGUACCUCCGUGUUCACGUUCCAGUCUACGGUUCACAGCUCCCACGUCCUGACGCGUCUCAACGACCAGAGACUGAGUGAUGUGUUGUGUGAUGUUACACUAGUGGCAGGUGGCAGGGCGUUCAGGGCCCACUGCUCUGUACUGGCCUCCUGUAGUGACUACUUCCACAGCAGGAUCCUCAACCACACCAGCCCCAGCCUGGUGCUCACUCUGCCUGAUCAGGUAACAGCAGAGGGGUUUGAACCAUUGCUACAGUUCUGCUACACCUCCAAGCUGCUCUUCACCAAAGACAAUAUCAUGGCCAUCCACAGGUGUGCCGGGCUCCUGGGGUUUCACAACCUGGAGACUAGCUGCUUCGACUUCCUUCUGCCAAAGUUCCUAGAGGGUAGCAACAUUACAGCCCAGGAGACAAGAAGAAGAAGAAGAGGAGGCUGCUGUCAGGGCAGGUCCCAGAUCAGGUCCUCCAACCAGGGAAGAUUGCCUAGUGGCAGGUCCCCCGGCCAGAGGAGGUCCCCCAGUGUCGAGUCAGCCCACUGUACAGGCUGUCAGUCUCAAAGCAGGACCCCCAACCAGAGCAUGACCCCCAGCCAGGGCUUGUUGCCUAGUGGCAUGACCCCCAGCCAGGGCAUGUUGCCUAGUGGCAGUUUAGCCCACAAUACAGACACCAACCGAGACCGAGAGCAGCAGGUUAUACCUCAUCCCAAGAACACGGGCCCAAGCCAGACAACAGGAAGUGAUGUCAGGAACAUAGGAAGUGACGUCAGGGCACAGUGUUCAACUGCCAACCCAAGUGGAACAAUGUCACACCAGAGUUUAACAGUGCCUUCGGACGGAAACUUACAAAUAAACUUUCUGUCGUCAUCCCGAUGUCCAAAGAGCCUGGCCUUACUAGUCAACCCGGUCAGCAGUGGUCGGGAGAAGUUCUGUUUACAGACCUGUGGCCCCAACAUGUCACCCUUAUCCCUCGGGGGACUGCCGUCCUCCAGUGGUCUUGGUGUCUGUCCCAUCCUGGCUAUGCCGUGUCCUGGUGGUGUUGACCGUAAGCCAGACCCCGACUCCGUUUUCAGUGAUGGAGACAUCCUAGGGAUGGAGGCAGCGGUGUGUCCCAUGACGAUGGGUGAGGGGAGUCUGAGAGAUUGCCCACUCUCCUGUGAACUGCCGUCCCAUGACGACGCGAGCCCAUCAGACCUUAUUGAGGCAACGGUUGGAGAGAUGGAUGAUGACCAGCCUGUUGUUGGGAGUCUGAUGGCUGAAGAAGCUGGGUGUAACCCAGGUUCCUGUAGCACGUGCCCACUGAGAGGCUCAGGGGUGGUAGAGGAGGCUGAGCUUCAGCUACCUGUAUUGGAUCUCCUGGCAAUACACAAAAGCCCUAACUCAGAAAAUAGUGAGGGGGAGAGCCAUGGUGGAUGCCUUAUGCUCCCAAGGCCACGACGAUUAGGUCAAGUAGAUCAGCUACCUGUGUUAAUGCAGAGAGAGGACCCUGGUCUGGAUGGCAGCGUGGCUGUUGAGGGUCAUCUCCCUGACUCCGCCCUCUCUGACCCCUCCCUCUCUGACCCCACCCUCUGUGGUCUUACCCCUGAUGGUAGGGGGUAUGGAGAGCGGAGCAGCGUGGAGAGGGAGGUGGCUGAACAUCUGGCCAAGGGUUUCUGGCCUGAUUUAUACCCCUCACAGACUGAACCUCUCCCUAGUCUCCCUAAUCUGGACACCAUGGAGCACGGAGGUCUGGGGAGAGUUCCUAAUCUGGACACCAUGGAGCACGGAGGUCUGGGGAGAGUUCCUAAUCUGGACACCAUGGAGCACGGAGGUCUGGGGAGAGUUCCUAAUCUGGACACCAUGGAGCACGGAGGUCUGGGGAAGGCUACAGACUUCCCCUGGCAGCUAGACCUGAACUCAAAUCCAGCAGACUGUCCCUUCCUUAGAGACCUGGGGACAGGAGAGGCAGAGGGGAUGGAAGAGGUAGGGGGGGUGGGGGAGAUGGGUAAGGUAGGACAGACGGGUGUGAUGGGUGGGGUGGAGGAGACCGGGGAGGCUCAGACCCCCGGUGGAAACCACAGCCUGUCCCAGUCUGAGAUGAGUCCCUACAUGUCAUCUCUUAACUCAGGAGAGGACUCAGACGGAGACCUGGACACAGACGGAGACACGGAGAGAGAGGCCAACAACAGGAGAGCACAAGAGGUUCGUCUGCCCUUCCCGGUGGUUCAGAUCUCGUCAGUGAGUCGUAGUGCCUUCCAACAGCUCCUCCGAUGCCAGCAGCUGACCCACGAACAGCUGGAAUUCGUCCACGACGUCCGCCGACGCAGCAAGAACCGCGUGGCCGCCCAGCGCUGUCGCAAGAGGAAGCUAGAAGGCAUCAGUCAACUACAGACUGAGAUCGGCACACUGAGAGGAGAGAAGAAGAGGUUGCUGGAGGAGCAGGCCCAUCUGCAGAGGAACAUGGAGGAGAUGUUACAGAGUCUGACAGGGCUGUGUCACAGCGUCUGCAACGAGGCAGGGGUCUGUCAUGAGCAGGACCAGCUACAGCUCCUAUCCAAGCUCCAGUCUCCUGACGUCUCUGUCUCAGCCCUCCUCAACACUCUGGCCUCCCCCAGCCUCCCCCUCUCCUCUCCCGGCCUCCCCCUGGGACUGAAGCCAGAGAGCUUAGAGCCCCAACCCUUGCCUACACCACCAGCACCAGCACAGCCCUAGAACCAAUCACAGCCCCAACCCCUGCCUAUACCACAACCACCAGCACAGCCCUAGACCCAAUCACAGCCCCACCACUGCCUUAACCUGCCCUAGAGAACUGCCCCAAGGCUGUCCCAACCUGCCCUAGAGAACUGCCCCAAGGCUGUCCCAACCUGCCCUAGAGAACUGCCCCAAGGCUGUCCCAACCUGCCCUAGAGAACUGCCCCAAGGCGGUCCCAACCUGCCCUAGAGAACUGCCCCAAGGCGGUCCCAACCUGCCCUAGAGAACUGCCCCAAGGCAGUCCCAACCUGCCCUAGAGAACUGCCCCAAGGCAGUCCCAACCUGCCCUAGAGAACUGCCCCAAGGCGGUCCCAACCUGCCCUAGAGAACUGCCCCAAGGCGGUCCCAACCUGCCCUAUAGACUGCCCCAAGGCAGUCCCAACCUGCCCUAUAGACUGCCCCAAGGCUGUCCCAACCUGCCCUAGAGAACUGCCCCAAGGCGGUCCCAACCUGCCCUAGAGAACUGCCCCAAGGCGGUCCCAACCUGCCCUAUAGACUGCCCCAAGGCAGUCCCAACCUGCCCUAUAGACUGCCCCAAGGCUGUCCCAACCUGCCCUAGAGAACUGCCCCAAGGCUGUCCCAACCUGCCCUAGAGAACUGCCCCAAGGCUGUCCCAACCUGCCCUAGAGAACUGCCCCAAGGCGGUCCCAACCUGCCCUAGAGAACUGCCCCAAGGCGGUCCCAACCUGCCCUAGAGAACUGCCCCAAGGCGGUCCCAACCUGCCCUAGAGAACUGCCCCAAGGCGGUCCCAACCUGCCCUAGAGAACUGCCCCAAGGCGGUCCCAACCUGCCCUAUAGACUGCCCCAAGGCAGUCCCAACCUGCCCUAUAGACUGCCCCAAGGCAGUCCCAACCUGCCCUAGAGAACUGCCCCAAGACGGUCCCAACCUCAUCCUGCCCCAGAGAACUGCCCCAAUGCUGUCCCAUCCUGCCCCAAUGCUGUCCCAUCCUGCCCCAAUGCUGUCCCAUCCUGCCCCAGAGAACUGCCCCAAUGCUGUCCCAUCCUGCCCCAGAUAACUGCCCCAAGGCUGUCCCAUCCUGCCCCAGAGAACUGCCCCAAGGCUGUCCUAACCUGCCCUUGAGAACUGCCCCAAGGCUGCACCAACCUCAACCUGCCCCAGAGAACUGCCCCAAUGCUGUCCCAUCCUGCCCCAGAGAACAGCCCCAAUGCUGUCCCAUCCUGCCCCAGAGAACUGCCCCAAUGCUGUCCCAUCCUGCCCCAGAGAACUGCCCCAAUGCUGUCCCAACCUCAACCUGCCCCAGAGAACUGCCCCAGAGAACUGACCCAAUGCUGUCCCAUCCUGCCCCAAUGCUGUCCCAACAUCAACCUACCCCAGAGAACUGCCUAGCGCUACAUAGCAACAUAUAAAUUCAGAGCCAUAUACUGUCUAGACUAUAGAUAAUAUAGAUCUGUUAUUGGAUAUAACUCUAUACUGUCUAGACUAUAGAUAAUAUAGAUCUGUUAUUGGAUAUAACUCUAUACUGUAUAGAUAAUAUAGAUCUGUUGUUGGAUAUAACUCUAUACUGUAUAGAUAAUAUAGAUCUGUUAUUGGAUAUAACUCUAUACUGUAUAGAUAAUAUAGAUUUGUUAUUGGAUAUAACUCUAUACUGUAUAGACUAUAGAUAAUAUAGAUCUGUUAUUGGAUAUAACUCUACUGUCUAGACUAUAGAUAAUAUAGAUCUGUUAUUGGAUAUAACUCUAUACUGUAUAGAUAAUAUAGAUCUGUUGUUGGAUAUAACUCUAUACUGUAUAGAUAAUAUAGAUCUGUUAUUGGAUAUAACUCUAUACUGUAUAGAUAAUAGAUUUGUUAUUGGAUAUAAUUCUAUACUGUAUAGACUAGAUAAUAUAGAUCUGUUAUUGGAUAUAACUCUAUACUGUAUAGACUAUAGAUAAUAUAGAUCUGUUAUUGUAUAUAACUAUACUGUAUAGACUAUAGAUAAUAUAGAUCUGUUAUUGGAUAUAACUCUAUACUGUAUAGAUAAUAUAGAUCUGUUAUUGGAUAUAACUCUAUACUGUAUAAACUAUAGAUAAUAUAGAUCUGUUAUUGGAUAUAACUCUAUACUGUAUAGAUAAUAUAGAUCUGUUAUUGGAUAUAACUCUAUACUGUAUAAACUAUAGAUAAUAUAGAUCUGUUAUUGGAUAUAACUCUAUACUGUAUAGACUAUAGAUAAUAUGGAUCUGUUAUUGGAUAUAACUCUAUACUGUAUAGACUAUAGAUAAUAUAGAUAUGUUAUUGGAUAUAACUCUAUACUGUAAAGACUAUAGAUAAUAUAGAUCUGUUAUUGGAUAUAACUCUAUACUGUAUAGAUAAUAUAGAUCUGUUAUUGGAUAUAACUCUAUACUGUAUAGACUACAGAUAAUAUAGAUCUGUUAUUGGAUAUAACUCUAUACUGUAUGGCUCAGAUGAACUCUCACUGUUAUUCACUGUCUCAGUUUACGUCCCAAAUGGCACACUAUUCAGUGCCCUACUUUUGACCAAGACCUAUAGGGCUCUGGUCAAAAGGUAGUGCACUAGAUAAGGAUCAAAUCAAAUGUAUUUAUAAAGCCCUUCGUACAUCAGCUGAUAUCUCAAAGUGCUGUAUAGAAACCCAGCCUAAAACCCCCCAAACAGCAAGCAAUGCAGGUGUAGAAGCACAGAACAGUCUAAUCAGUCUGAAAAUUGAAGUGGAGCAGAAUGACAUGUUUGUUUGUUUUUUUAAGACACUUUUGAAUGACUUGGUGUAUGAACCGAAUAGACUUUAGCUCAGUGGGAUUUUACAACACAGUAUCGUGACAGCAGGACACCUGGAUUCUAACCCUGGUCGGCGAAGGUCACAAACCUCUUUUUGAAGGUUUUACUGUCAUGUUUUCAGGAUGCAUGUGCCCCUUUUCCCCAUGAUAUUUAUCGUGACAGUAUGCAUACCUGUUAGGGUGUAGGAUGUGGAUCUCUUUCUGACUACAUUUACAUGUGCUUUUUACCUGCCCUAACUGUACAGCAUAAUAUCCAUGCAACUUAAAUACAGUAUUUCCUCAAUGAACAUAAUAUCCUUGCAAUUUAAAUACAGUAUUUGUCAUUAGCAUAAUAUCCAUUCAAUUUAAAUACAGUAUUUGUCAUUAGCAUAAUAUCCAUUCAAUUUAAAUACUGUAUUUGUCAUUAGCAUAAUAUCCAUUCAAUUUAAAUACAGUAUUUGUCAUUAGCAUAAUAUCCAUUCAAUUUAAAUACCGUAUUUGUCAUUAGCAUAAUAUCCAUUCAAUUUAAAUACCGUAUUUGUCAUUAGCAUAAUAUCCAUUCAAUUUAAAUACAGUAUUUGUCAUUAGCAUAAUAUCCAUUCAAUUUAAAUACAGUAUUUGUCAUUAGCAUAAUAUCCAUUCAAUUUAAAUACUGUAUUUGUCAUUAGCAUAAUAUCCAUUCAAUUUAAAUACAGUAUUUGUCAUUAGCAUAAUAUACAUUCAAUUUAAAUAGAAUGUUUCUCACUUAAAAAAAUAGCCAUUCAAUUUGAAUCCAGUAUUUUGUCACUAAAUUUGAGAUUCUCUGUAGGUGCACAAUACCAAGCACACAGCCAAUAGACUUUGACCAUCAUCUCUCUUUGCAUUAAUUAAUUCAUUUGAAUUCAUGAAUCUCAGGAAACCACUUAGCCCAUUUAUCUGUUCAGCCAUUCUUUCAUUCGCCCAUCCAUCAGUAGUUUGAUUUGCUGAGUGAGGUAAAUGAAGAUCAUGAUAGGUUUUUUUUUUGGUCAUUUUAGAUCAUUUUAACAAGUCGUCUAUUUUUUUUUUU
Messenger RNA from Oncorhynchus tshawytscha (Chinook salmon), 6642 nucleotides. Its product is annotated as transcription regulator protein BACH2. Gene Ontology annotation, cellular component: nucleus. Lineage: Eukaryota; Metazoa; Chordata; Actinopteri; Salmoniformes; Salmonidae. Bases 118 to 2847 code for a protein of 909 amino acids. The transcript is spliced from 5 exons. Gene Ontology annotation, biological process: regulation of transcription by RNA polymerase II. Gene Ontology annotation, molecular function: protein binding; DNA-binding transcription factor activity, RNA polymerase II-specific; RNA polymerase II cis-regulatory region sequence-specific DNA binding. The record is from RefSeq and is a predicted model, not a curated record.